Achroia grisella is the source of this 1780-nucleotide messenger RNA. RefSeq names its product F-box/LRR-repeat protein 2-like. Gene Ontology annotation, molecular function: protein binding. The record is from RefSeq and is a predicted model, not a curated record. Gene Ontology annotation, biological process: SCF-dependent proteasomal ubiquitin-dependent protein catabolic process; positive regulation of protein ubiquitination. The transcript is spliced from 2 exons. Bases 540 to 1577 code for a protein of 345 amino acids. Lineage: Eukaryota; Metazoa; Arthropoda; Insecta; Lepidoptera; Pyralidae. Gene Ontology annotation, cellular component: SCF ubiquitin ligase complex.
UUAUGUUCAAUUAAUGCAAGUAUCAAGAUUAUUAUGACAUAAUUUAUAGUCAGUGUUAGUGUUGAACUGUCAUUCUGAUUCCAAAUUUAGUAGUGUUAGCGCUAUUGUUAUGUGCGUGUGCUAAUACCACUAUAACCUAAUAUUUUUCAUGCGUAAUGUGAAACGAAUUUUAUUACUUGGUUUGGUUGGUUGGUAAACAUUCAAAUGACAAGAUUGACUUUAGUGUGACAAACCUUUCUUCCUCACUUUAUUUUGCGUUUUCAGUUGUUUCUUUUGUUUAAUUGAUACUAGUAAUAUCUAUGCUUAUGUUGGUAGAAAGUACGAUAUACGCAAAAUACCUAAUUUGUUAUUGUAUUUCUAGCUAAAAUUAGACCCUGAAAUGAUUUGCAUUUUUGACGUGCAUAUAGGGGUUUUUGAGUGUGAUUUGCGUAGAAUUUCGUGUAUUCAAUUUAAUUCGUCCAAAGAAGAGUGUACAGUUGUAAAAUAGUAUCUAUUUUCAAGUGGUAAUAAUAACCGGUUUAUAAAGUUCACAAGUAACUAUGACAAUUACCGAGGAAAUGGAUUCCUAUGAUGAAAUAAAUGAAUUACCUGAUGAAUUAAUAAUAUCAAUAUUUAAGCUAUUACCUCUGGAGUCGCUGUUAGAUUGUGAAAAGGUAUGUCAACGCUGGAGAAAACUUGUUCGAGAUACAACUCUAUGGAAGUUUAUUGUUAUGGUAUACUCAGGAAAACCAGGCCAGAGCAAAAUAAGCAAUCGAAAUUUGGAAAUUAUAAAGACACACAGUGAAUUGAUUCACUGUUUAAAAAUGCAAUAUGUAUAUAACUAUUCGUUUAUUAAGUCAAUUCUAGAAAACUGUGAUAAUCUGACAUCGCUUGAACUAGUCAUGUGUCGUAUAGGAAAAGAAUUUGAGUGUGAUAUUACUAAAUGGCCCAAUUUAAAGAAACUGAAUUUAAAGAACUCUCUACUUCUUAAUAACAUGAAUUUGGAAAUCCCAUAUGAUCAAUUUAAAUAUUUAAAAUAUCUAGCACUGUCCGACUUUGGGUUGACUGCUACUAAUUGUUAUGCUUUAUUACAUUGUAAUUAUUUGAGUAAUAUCCUUAUUGAAAAAAUUAAGGAUUUAAAUUUAAGUUAUGUUAAAGAAUUGAUAUGUUCCAAACAGAAUAUAUUGGAAACGUUACAUAUUUAUGGAGGUGAUGCUAUUGACGAUCACUGUUUACAUUUGUUGUCACAAUGUCAUCAGUUAAAAGAUUUAGCAGUAAUCAGGUGUGAAAACCUAAAAGAUGAGGGUCUGGUUGCUCUUGCAGAUUUACAACAAAUUCAACAUUUGCAAAUAUGGAACAACAGAAAUUUCACUGAAUUAAAUUUGUUAAGAACCCUUAGCAGUUCCAAUUUGGUUAAAUUACAAAGUUUGAGUUUAUCCAGGAUAGAAAAUGUUUCUCCAGUUAUUGUAGAUCUUAUAUCAGAACAUUACAAAAAUCUAAAGUUUCUGGCGGUUUACCAAUGUCCUAGUAUCGUAAAUACAGAUUAUGAGAAACAGUUAAAAUCUAAAUUCCGAAAUAUAGAUGUUGUAUUAUAUUAAAGCCUAACCAAGAAAGCUAUGUGAUGUACUUUAUCUAACUCUUACGUUAAUAUAUUCAUAUAAAAGUAAGACUAAUUCUUUUUUCUAAAGUAAAUGUUGUGUUCAUGACAAUUAUUGGAAACAAUAAUAACCCAUAGUUCCGUAUAACAAUUAUAAGUGAAUUGAACUUUAUAUUAUUACGGUACCGACUGCCAUAAAUUACA